AAUAGUGUCUCUGCUGCCAGUUUUGAAAUGUUUAAGAACAGUGGAUACACGUGCGACAGGGAAGAUUUUGUGUAUUUUCGUUUUAUUAUGACAAAAAUCACUAAAUGGCCUUAGGCAUGAUAUGAAUGUAUUAUGCCGAUAAUUGCGUACACGGAACAGGAAAACUUUAAUGGUUUCGCGUUGUGCCAACAUCUGUGGUGUGAGUUGGUGUACUUUUCAAACGUUUGUUGUAUAGUGUGUACCACGUCUGUACUAAGGUGUUCCAGGGGGACGCGCGCGGGUGCUGAAUGUGUACGAUAAUGUGCAUGUGAAAAUAAGAACUCGUACUAAACGCAUUGUGUAUGUCGAAACAGCGAUUUAUAAGACCACGAAUCCAUACAGACUGUUGUUCGUGACAGCGAGUUUAACAUCUCAUAUUAAUAACAUCUCGUUUCAAUGCCAAAUGCAUAAGACUUUACUUUCCAACGAAGGAGCCAAUGUAAUAGUGUUACAAAGUACAAAGGAGGCUUUGCGUGUGUUAUUUUCCAGUGUUGGAAAUGUGAAUUAUAUAUAAAAGGAAAUAACAUUCAGGAUGUCACGACAGGAGAAGGGGAAGUCUGCCAGCUUCCUGGACCUUUUCUCUCGGCCAAAGAAAGGUGGACGUGGCAAUGGCAGCCACAUCCCCCGGCCACAUUCAGAGUCGGACUUCAAUGAGAUCGAGGAACAACAUGCACAGUCUAUUGAGGAGCUUGACGAAGAGACCCUCAACAAAAGAUUUGAGGAAAUGCUGAAUGAUAUGAACCUUACUGACGAAAAGAAAGAACCCCUCCGGAACCAACCGACCGUCAAAAAGAAGAAAAUGCUCAUCAUGCAUUCUAAAGGCUUAAAUCAGGAAACCCGCAGCAGGUUUGACAAGCCAGCAGAUUAUAUUGCGUACCUGUAUUCUCCAGAUCUCAGUGUCAACAAGAAGUACAACUGUAUAGAAUCUUUACGUAUUGCUCUCACCAAUAAUCCUCUUAGUUGGGUACAAGAGUUUGGAAAUGAAGGCCUCACACUCUUGCUGCAAAACUUGAAUGACUGUUAUCGAAAUGACAGUCGCUAUGACCGAAUACAGUACGAGUGCAUCAGGUGCUUAAAGGCAAUAAUGAACAAUACUGUAGGCCUGAAACAAGUGUUCACCCACAAAGAAGCCUUGGCAAUCAUAGCUCGAUCACUAGAUCCUCGAAAACCAAAUGUAAUGCUGGAAGCUGUGAAGUUACUUGCGGCAGUGUGCCUGGUACCUCCAAAUGGGCACGACAAGGUCAUUGAGGCCAUUACAAUGAGAGGAGAACUUGAAGGAAAUGGUAGAUUCCAACCCAUCAUCCAGAGUAUGGCUGCCCCCAACAACGAGCAGCUCAAGGUUGCUUGUCUUCAGUUGAUCAAUGCCAUUCUUUCACAAGCGGAAGACCUAGAGUUCAGGCUACACCUUCGAAAUGAAAUAAUGAGAUCUGGUUUUCUUGAUAUUUUGGAGAGUCUACCUUCGGAAGAUGGAGAAUUGGGAAUUCAGGUUAAAGUAUUCAAUGAACAUAAGGAAGAUGACUACGCAGACUUUGUUCAGAGAUUUGACAAUGUCAGAAUGGAAAUGGAUGAUAUAAAUGACUGCUUUGAAGUUGUCAAGAACCUUGUUAUGGACACACCAGCAGAGCCUUUCCUCCUGUCAAUUCUACAGCACUUACUGUUUAUACGAGAUGACACGUUAAUUAGGCCAGCUUACUAUAAACUUAUUGAAGAAUGUGUGUCCCAGAUAGUACUUCACAAAGGUGGAUGUGAUCCAGACUUCCAUGCAACAAAGAGGUUUCAAAUUGACGUGUCCCCACUAAUUGACCAUCUGGUUGAGAAAUCUCAGCAAGAAGUUGAAAGUAGGGUUGAAGAGCUGAAGACUAGACUGGAAGAGGCAUUGGCUCAAAAGCAGGAAGCAGAAGCAAAGCUCAAAUACACCGAAGAAAAAAUAUCAGAACUAGAAGCAAAACUUCAGUCAGGAGGUGGAGGAAAGGCUGGUGGUCCCCCUCCUCCACCACCAAUGAUGGGCAUGGGACCACCACCUCCACCUAUGCCAGGAAUGGGAGCACCACCGCCACCCCCAAUGCCUGGAGGGUUAGGGCCACCACCUCCACCAAUGCCUGGUUCGGGUCCCCCUCCUCCACCUCCUCUGCCUGGCAUGGGAGGACCCCCUCCACCUCCGAUGCCAGGUAUGGGAGGACCUCCACCACCACCUAUGCCAGGCAUGGGGCCACCCCCACCACCACCACCCGGUGGCUUCGCAAUUCCUGCCGCACCCAGGCCUGAUGUCCUCCCACAUGGCCUCAAACCAAAGAAGAAGUGGGAAGUUAGCGGGCCACUAAAGAGGGCAAACUGGAAAGCGAUUAUUCCACAAAAAAUGUCUGAAAAGGCAUUCUGGGUGAAAGUACAUGAAGAGAAAUUAGCAUCACCUGACAUACUGAAUGGACUAGCUGAGAAAUUUUCCUCAAAGCCUGUUGCUAAGAAGGCAGAUGAUGCUGUUGACAAGGGUGGUACAAUGAAAAAAGUAAAGGACCUCAAGGUGUUGGAUGGCAAAGUUGCUCAGAACAUUUCCAUCCUACUUGGUGGCUCACUGAAGCACUUGAGUUACGAGGAGGUGAAGAAAUGCAUACUUCGGUGUGAUGAAACAGUACUGACUGACAGUGUUGUGGAGCAACUUAUUGCAUAUUUACCACCACCUGACCAGCUGAAGAAACUAGAGGAAUACCGCUCGCAAUAUUCAGACCUGACGGAAGCAGAGCAGUUUGCUGUUACGAUAGCAGAAGUCAAAAGACUUCUUCCAAGGCUGAAAUCAUUAAGCUUUAAAUUGCAUUACAAUGAAAUGGUGCAGGAUAUUAAACCGGAUAUAGUUGCAGCCACAGCAGCAUGUGAGGAAAUAAAACAGAGCAAAAAAUUUGCACAAAUACUAGAACUUAUUCUUCUUAUUGGUAACUACAUGAACAGUGGAACAAAGAAUGGUCCUGCUUUUGGCUUUGAGAUAAGUUUCUUACCUAAGCUCACGAGCACAAAGGACGUGGAGAACAAAAUGACUCUUCUCCAUUACCUUGUUACAAUAAUACAGAACAAGUUCCCAGAGCUGCUCACAUUCAAUGAGGAAAUGGAACAUGUUGACAGAGCAGCUCGUGUCUCAGUGGAGAUCUUGCAGAAAUCGCUGAGACUAAUGGACACAAGCAUAAGGAAUCUGGAAACGGAUUUGUCCAAUAGUAAAGUGCCUCAGUCAGAUGAUGACAAAUUUAAUGAAGUCAUGAGUUCAUUUGCAGUGGAAGCAAGGGAACACUGUGCUGUUAUGCAAAACAUGUUCAAGAAUCUGGAAUCUCUGUACUCGGAACUUUCGGAGUACUACGCAUUUGAUAAACAAAAGUACACACUGGAGGAAUUUUUUGGUGAUGUGAAGAAAUUUAAGGAUGACUUCAUUCAAGCACAUCGGGAUAAUGUAAGAUUACGUGAGACAGAGGAGAAGCAGAGGAGGGCAAAGGAAGCUCGAGAAAAGGCUGAGCAGGAGCGAGCACAGAGAGCAGAGCGCAAGAGGGCUCUCAUUGACAUGAAUGCUGACCAAACCCAGGAGGGUGUCAUGGACAGCCUUCUGGAGGCCCUGCAGACUGGAUCAGCUUUCAACCGAGAUCAAAGGCAAAAAAGGCAGAGGAUGAGGGUCGCUGGAGCGGAAAGGAGAGCACAGUUAAAUCGAAGUAGGUCCAGAACGGGUCUUGUUGGAAACUCCCUUGCGGGAAGGGAACUACCAAGUGAGCUGCUGAGUACGGCGUAAAGUCCUCAGAGGGAUGCACAAUUGUCUCCUGGACAGAACUUUUUGAAAGCGCAAUAUAGAUCAACAUGCAGGAAUUUUGUUGAUACAAUAUCGUGCUUCAUAUCAUGUAAUAAGCAAAUCUUUGCAAAAAGUAAUAUUUGUAAAUAAAGGUGUGUGUGUGUGUGUGUGUGUGUGUGUGUGUGUGUGUGUGUGUGUGUGUGUGUGUGU
This is a messenger RNA of Schistocerca americana (American grasshopper), 4006 nucleotides long. It is a transcript of the gene dia, whose product is annotated as protein diaphanous. Gene Ontology annotation, molecular function: small GTPase binding; microtubule binding; actin binding. The transcript has 19 exons. The record is from RefSeq and is a predicted model, not a curated record. The coding region runs from base 572 to 3799 and encodes 1075 amino acids. Lineage: Eukaryota; Metazoa; Arthropoda; Insecta; Orthoptera; Acrididae. Gene Ontology annotation, biological process: actin filament polymerization; actin cytoskeleton organization. Gene Ontology annotation, cellular component: cytoplasm; actin filament.